AUGUUCGUUGCCUCUCACACUUGGCUGUACGGGACCCUGGAGCAAGCCGUGGACCCCGCCAAAGUAAAUUCUGAUCAGAAGGAGACGUGGCCCCUCGUGCUUCCUAAGGGCGAGUACAACUUCGUCACGCGCAAGGGAACCCCUGUUCCUUCGGCGACGAUGCCCCAGAGGGUCCGCUGGGUCUGCGAUGCGAAAACGCCGCCGUGCAAGUUGUCGCUGCUUUUCGUCCGAUGGGGUGGCGAGUACUCCAAGUGGAUGGACGAGCAGGAGGCGAACGACGGGGACUGGGGCAAGUAUGGCUCUCCACCGAGCGACGAAUACAUGGGUCACGUCGUGGAGAAGGGUUUCAAGAAGCACCCGUCUCUCCACAGCCCCGAGGGCAUGCCGCAGUGGGAGUUGCACCAUGUCCUCGUUGCGAGCUCGAAGGACGCUCUCCAGAUAGUUCCUCAAGCUCACAUGAUCCGCGCUGGGAUGAAAGGUCCCCGCCGCGCAGCUUUCUGGAUGUUGUGGCCUGCAGAGUGGGAGGACUUCGGCGAUCCCGACUACGCCUGCUACGUGGAGCGUCAUGCGAUGUUCGCUGCCAUGCGUGCCUGCGAGGCAGCUGCCAUCCGCAGCAUUUUCCCACAUCCAGCUGACCAGUACGAGCUCAUCACCUCCAAAUCCUGGAUGGCGACGCUCUCGCUCCAUCCAGGAGUGCGACUUCCAGCUGCCACCCUGGUGAGCAAGGGCGCUGUGAAGGUGAACGUGGAGGCGGCUGCAGAGAACGCACUUCGAGCUCUGCACCACAUUCGGAGGUUGAACCCUUUCCCGGUUGAGGAUGGAGACCCCCCAGCACCGUCAGCUGUCAACAAGGACGGUGUUGUCAAGGGCGUGGUGAAGCUCGGCUGGAGCUGGGAGAACCGCUUCGUCGUCACCUUCACCAGCCCGAAGCACCUGCAGGCGAGACUGAAGGAGAUGAUGAAUCAGCAGGGCUGCCUGGCCACCUACUGUGUGGUACAGGAGUGGGUAGAUUUUGAUUUCGAGAUGCGGCAGUACUACCUGCCACCACCGACAUGGCCGGCUGAGCAUCCCAUCCAGCCGACCAUGAUACAGUGCAAUGCUUGGGGCCCGUCGGAUGACUCCAAAAAUGUGGGUGUCUCGAGAGCGAGCUUCUCGAAACUCACGGAGGCUAUGGUGUUAGACAAGUGGGACGGCGACAAAGAAGCCUGGGAAAUGGCCAAGGAGAAGGCCACCAGCAUCGCUCAGAUUCUGUUGGCCUGGCUGCUCUCCGCAGAGCACCAGCCGAUACCCUCCAUGCGCCUGGACUUCAUGGUCAAGCGCAUCGGCCCGGGUAAGGCGAGAGUGAUCUUCGGCGAAUACUGUGAGCAGGGCGCCUGCGUCCUCGGCUGGCUUGAGGGGCCGCCCACGAUUUGGCGCGCCUGUGUGGAUGCUGCCCUGAGAUGA
Molecule: messenger RNA, 1443 nt
Organism: Symbiodinium sp. CCMP2456
Lineage: Eukaryota; Dinophyceae; Suessiales; Symbiodiniaceae
Source: the annotation of a GenBank genome assembly